Melospiza melodia melodia is the source of this 1804-nucleotide messenger RNA. It is a transcript of the gene SPOUT1, whose product is annotated as SPOUT domain containing methyltransferase 1. Gene Ontology annotation, biological process: miRNA processing; maintenance of centrosome location. The record is from RefSeq and is a predicted model, not a curated record. Gene Ontology annotation, molecular function: miRNA binding. Lineage: Eukaryota; Metazoa; Chordata; Aves; Passeriformes; Passerellidae. The transcript is spliced from 12 exons. Gene Ontology annotation, cellular component: spindle pole centrosome; kinetochore; mitotic spindle. Bases 35 to 1174 code for a protein of 379 amino acids.
GCAGCGCGGGGGCGCGGCCGGCAGCGCGGGGAAGAUGGCGGACACGGAGAGCGGCGUGGGGAAGCGGCCCCGGGGCGCGCAGGUUGAGGACAGGAAGGUGGACUGGCGGCGCUGGAAGCAGGAGAGGAAAGCAGAGACGAAGAAAUGGAAGGAGAUUAAACUGCUGAAGAAACUGGACAAACAGCGGAUGCGAGAGCUGGCAGAACAAGAAGCCCAGGCGCAGGAGGAGCAGAAGGAAGACAGAGGGCGGCCGCACACGCUGAGCGUGGCCCUGCCCGGCUCCAUCCUGAACAACGCGCAGUCCCCGGCGCUGCGCUCGUACCUGGCCGGACAGAUCGCCCGCGCCUGCGCCAUCUUCUGCGUGGACGAGAUCGUGGUGUUCGACGAGCACGGAGAGGACGUCAAGAGCGUGGAGGGGGAUUUUGAAGGAAUUGGGAAGAAAGGCAAGGCUUGUGUGCAGCUGGCUCGGAUCCUGCAGUACUUGGAGUGCCCUCAGUACUUGAGGAAAUCCUUCUUUCCAAAACACGAGGACCUGCAGUUUGCAGGGCUGCUGAACCCCCUGGACAGCCCCCACCACAUGCGGAUGGACGAGGACUCGGAGUACCGGGAGGGCGUCGUGCUGGACCGGCCCACCAAGCCAGGCAGAGGCUCCUUUGUGAACUGUGGGAUGAGGAAGGAGGUGCAGAUUGACAAACAGCUGAACCCUGGUCUGCGAGUCACCGUGCGCCUGAAGGAGCCCCAGAAUCCAGAGGCCAAAGUGAGGAAAGGCACCGUGGUGUCCUCACAGCACCCCCGGGCAGUCUCAGGCUUGUACUGGGGUUACAGCGUCCGCCUGGCCUCCUGCCUGAGUGCUGUCUUUUCCGAGUGCCCAUUCAAGGAAGGUUAUGAUCUCUCCAUUGGCACCUCAGAGCGGGGCAGCUCCGUGGACCAGGUCACUCUGCCCUCCUUCAGGCAUGCCCUUGUUGUCUUUGGAGGCCUUGAGGGCUUGGAAGCUGGGGUUGAUGUGGACCCAAACCUGGAGGUCACCGACCCAAGCGUCUUGUUUGACUUCUACCUGAACACGUGUCCCAGCCAAGGCAGCAGAACCAUCCGGACUGAGGAGGCACUGCUGAUCUCUCUGUCUGCGCUGAGACCACACAUUGAGGAGGCUGUGAAGACACCCAAAGACACCUGAGGGAAGGGAAACCACUGACCUUGCCCUUGGGGAGGCAGGUCUUCAAAUGUGGGGUGCUGGGCUGGUCACUCCAGGAGCCUGGAGGGACCCAGGCAUAGUGUGACUGGAGCUGGCAGUGCUGCCCAGCUGUGCAGACCCAGGGCCGGACCAGCAUUGGAGCUGUAACACCUCAGCCCUGGAAGGGCAAAGGUGACCAAGAUCAAAGAGAGACUCCUUUGAAUACAGUGGUCUUAUGGGUGAGACAAUGGUCUCACCCAUAAGCAUUUGCAGGCUCAUGUUAAACCCACAGGUUAUAUAUAUAUAUGUAUAUAUAUGUAUAUAUAUAUAUAUAUAUAUAUAUAUAUAUAUAUCACCCAGUCCAACUGCCCUUUUUUCUUUAGAUGGACUCCCUCUACAAGUUCUCCUGUCUCCUAUUGGUGCUGGUUUGUUGCAGUGCCCUGCCCCUGUUGCCUCAUUGGUUCCCCAGUUGGCUGCCCCUCCUCUACACCAUUUAUACUCAGUUCCCAUUGGCCCUUAACCCACGAUCCAUCCCUUUUUCCCCUUAUAAACCACCGUGUCCUCAGCCCCAUUUGGUCUCUGGACUGUCCCUGGACUCUCAACAUUGCAAUAAACUGUGUUUGCAGCUCUGUC